AUGAACAGCAUGGCCAAACCCCAAGUAGUCCACCUCAACCUCAGCGGCUCAAACCGUCAGGAAUCGGUACCUGAUUUCUUCAACGCCAUCAGAUCCAAAGCAGACCUCAAGCGCAUCACCAAGAUUCCAGAAGCAACAGCUCUCUUCACCAGCACACCACGCCCACCCAUCUUCACCGACGAUGGGGCCCUCUGUCGUCCUGAAAACCACGAGCUCCGAGCCCAAGCGAUCGAGUACAUUUGCAGCGGCGGUACCAUCAUCGGAAUAAGCUCAUUCGGAUCCACAUUCUUCGAGGAGCUUGGACUCCCGUGGAAGGCUGCUAGCUACUACAGAGAAGAGUUCAGCCUUCAGUCGAGCUUCACUGCCUUCAAGAUCGAUAAGUUGCCCUUCCAGUAUAGCAUGAAGGCGGCGCAUCUGGUGGAUGUAGAGAAGAAACACGCCUUGUACGCACCGACUCCUGAGUCCGAGUAUGAGGCACUGGGCCUGGGAAAGCGAGUCUCAGAGGAGCCGGUAGAUGAGGAGAUCGUAGCGGCGGCGUUUGCGAAAGUCGGCGAGGGAAGUUUCGGUUACAUCGGUGAUGUCAACUAUCAGGAGGAGACUGUCAAGGUAUUGCUUGCAAUGCUCGGUCUACUGGAGUAG
Molecule: messenger RNA, 639 nt
Organism: Fulvia fulva
Lineage: Eukaryota; Fungi; Ascomycota; Dothideomycetes; Mycosphaerellales; Mycosphaerellaceae
Exons: 2
Coding region: 1-639 (212 amino acids)
Source: RefSeq, a predicted model, not a curated record